CUCGUCUUGUAUCGUCUCGUCUCGUCUCGUCUAGUGUAGUGUAGUGUAGUCUAGUCUAGUCUGACCUAAUCAGCCCAUUGCAUCACCGCUGCAGGUUCUGGAUUGCCGCGCAGCGAAGAGCAGACACACACAGCCAGAUAAAUAAACGGCAUUUUCUCGCGAGGAAGGACGCCAUUAUCGGAUCUCUAACAAACAACACGAGAAUUCAUCAUUCACACGCUCUUUUCAAGUAAAGUGCUGCAGGAGCACACUGAUUGGUGGGAUCCCUCGUCCAUACGGGAGGUGCCUUCCCCAGUCUGCUGAUGAUUGGUUAAGUCCUGAGGUGCUUCUCUGGUUGGUGGGUUUCUCGACAGCGCUGUGAAUGAUGUCUGAACAGGACCUGGCGGAGAUGGUACAGAUAGCGGUGGAGGACUUGAAUCAAGACCACCCAGUGGUGUUGGAAAACCAUGAAGAGACUGAAGACAGCGACAAACCGGAGAGAAAACGACAGCGGACAGACAUCAACUGUCAGGAUACGAUCAAGUCCCUUCUGUACUCCAUCAACCAGACGAUCUGCCUGCGGCUGGAUAACAUCGAAGGCAAGCUGCAGGCCCUGGAGGCCACCUACAAGUCCCUAGAGGAGAAGCUGGACAUGGUGAUGAACAAGAACCAGGGCCCCAUCCAGGUACCCAUGGUGGCAGGAUCUCCACUGGGAGCCACACAGACCUGGAACAAAGUGCGAUGCGUGGUUCCACAGACUAACGUCAUUGUAAGCAGUGACCGGCAGAAGGUUUCAGGACAGGAGGAAACGGUCACCAGAGCAACAGAAUCACUGGAGAAUCUUCUUAGCAAUGCUGUUCAGGGACGCAGACAGAACACAAUCCUGGUGAAGGUCCCAGCGGCGGACGAUAGCCACAACGAGGAUGCUGAGAGCGGCUCCGAGGCCAGUGACUCCGUCUCCAACAGCGGCCAGGGAGGGGGGGGUGCCAUGGGGAACAAUGUCACUCUCAUCACCCUCAACUCGGAAGAGGACUACCCUAGCGGCACAUGGCUGGGAGACGAGAGCAACGCAGAGAUGCGGGUUCGCUGCCCCAUCUCGGCCGCGGACAUGCUGCACAUCAGCACGAACUGCCGCACGGCGGAGAAGAUGGCUCUGACUCUCUUGGACUACCUCUUCCACCGAGAGAUCCAGGCCGUCUCCAACCUCUCUGGCCAGGGCAAGCAUGGCAAGAAGCAGUUGGACCCCCUCAUGAUCUACGGCAUUAGAUGUCACCUGUUCUACAAGUUUGGUAUCACAGAGUCGGACUGGUACCGGAUCAAGCAAAGCAUUGACUCCAAGUGUCGGACUGCCUGGCGCAGGAAACAGCGUGGGCAGAGCCUGGCAGUGAAGAGCUUCUCCAGACGCACCCCUGCCGCCUCCUCUUCUUACUCCAGCACAGAUGGACUGCAAAGCACUGAGGUGUCUCCCACGGACGGCCAGCAGACAGUGCACUACACUCUGUCCAAUACACAGCAAGUCCAGAUCCACCGCAUUGGUGAGGACGGGCAGGUGCAGGUGAUUCCCCAGGGUCACUUACACAUCGCCCAGGUACCACAGGGGGAGCAAGUCCAGAUCACACAGGACAGUGAGGGUAACCUGCAGAUACACCAAGUGCAUGUUGGACAAGACGGUCAGGUGCUCCGGGGUGCUCAGCUCAUCGCGGUGGCAUCUACUGAUGCCUCCACGACAGGAGUGGAUGGGUCACCCCUCCAAGCCAGUGAUAUCCAAGUACAGUACGUCCAGUUGGCUCCAGUAACUGACCACUCCGCUGCAGUUCAGGGCACAGAGGCUCUGACUUCAACGCUGCAGUCUGACCUGGAGAUGAAGCACGGGGCGAUUCAGAUCCAGCAGGGGGAGAACGGAGAGGUGCUACAGAUCCAGAUGCCAGGCAGCUGAAGAGAUGUCAGCCACAUCACACCCCAGGGAAAAGUACAUCUGAAACAAAUUUUCAUAAAACAAACAAAAAAACAAAUGUAUGUUGCUUUGGACAAGGUGCUACUGCGAUUUGUCAUUUUUUCACAUCUUUCAAAGACUUCUGUGACCAGCUUCGCUAUUUCACAUAGAAUACAGCAAGUAGGAGAAUAUGUAUAGAUUGUUUAAUAAAAAAAGAAACAAAGACAGCAUUGUUUUGGUGUUUCAGUGAGUAGGUAUGGUAACAAUGUUUGCAAGAGGUUUUUUUUUUUCAACAAUAAAUUUAUUUGUUCUGUAACUUUACCAGAAUCCUUUAUGGUAGCUGCAGAUUGUGAUACUGCUGUUUUUGUAUUGUUUUUGUUUGUUGGGCUAUAUACCUACAGUAUCAUCUAUGAGUGCAAACACUACUGUCUGAUAAUUUUGCUCUGCCUCAGUACAGUACAAGCUGUUGGUGUGGGUUUUAUUUUCAACGAAAGUGGGAACACUCAGCAAUUUCAAUGUCAACAAUACAAUACUUGUCACUUGAAAACACUGUAAACAUUUUUGCUUUUCUGUAAUGGUCUGUAUAACGUGCAGUCCAGGCACAGGACAUAAAUUGAGUUAACAUAUUUUGCAUUGCAGGUGUAUCGAUAGUCUAAAGCAAAAACUGCCAAAGUCAGGGAUGGUGUUUUGAGAAAAAGAGCAAGAAGGUUAUUCUGCUGUUCAGUAAGUCCAGAAUAAUAUUCGUAACUAUACAGGAAAAAUGAAAACACAAUUGGGAAAGAUCCACUCAUUUUUAAAUGAGCUGUACAGUUGGAGUCUUGCUUGUGGAAAGGCAUAACUGGUGUCUAUUCAGUUGAUCUGAAGAGAGGCUGAUCUUAUACCCUAUUGUAAUUUGAUAUUACUGUAGCUUAAUGUGUCACAAAAAACAUGUUUAUUGUGUGUGGACCCCAGUUGCACCCAUUGUAUGAAAAACAAAUAAAACACUUCUAAUCUCAUGAACCACAGUGGUAGUCUUCGCCUUUUGAGGGCUAUAUAAAACUGUUAAUGGGGUCCAGAUCAUUGAUCUCUGAAACAGGUCCCUGAUUUGUGUAACAGGAGACCCCCUAUUGUAAUGAUUGCAGCAGGAAAAACUACACUUUUUACUAUGGGAUGAUUAAAAUACACCUGAGCUUGUCACCUAUAUACGGCAGAUAAUUAAGCUCCAGUAAUGUGGGUUUUAUUUUCAUCUUCCCUGUGCAGUGUUUGCAUUUGCCACCAAUUAGAUCAGUUGGAUAACCUCCAUUAUUUAUUUAGUAUGACUAACUUCAGUAUGCAAAAAAAAAUUGACUUUGGCAAUUUUUGCCUUUGACUGUCUAUAUGGUACUGCUGAGGGGACAUAUUUACCAUGCCUAUAUUCAAUUAAUUUAAAAGAAAAAAGUGCCUUUAUAGGUUCUGCCAUGUUAUUAAAUAAUAUGUAAUUUACAUUGCAAAGGCUGUGUUAAUUAUUUCACACAAAUUAAAAACAGUCUCCAAGCCCACUAACCCAAAACUGUUAUCUUGAG
Messenger RNA from Polyodon spathula (Mississippi paddlefish), 3453 nucleotides. RefSeq names its product protein BANP-like. The record is from RefSeq and is a predicted model, not a curated record. NCBI's taxonomy places the organism in Eukaryota, Metazoa, Chordata, Actinopteri, Acipenseriformes, Polyodontidae. Bases 362 to 1915 code for a protein of 517 amino acids. Gene Ontology annotation, biological process: negative regulation of protein catabolic process; protein localization to nucleus. Gene Ontology annotation, molecular function: DNA binding. The transcript is spliced from 13 exons.